This is a messenger RNA of Wyeomyia smithii (pitcher-plant mosquito), 6957 nucleotides long. It is a transcript of the gene Ptp10D, whose product is annotated as tyrosine-protein phosphatase 10D. The record is from RefSeq and is a predicted model, not a curated record. Gene Ontology annotation, molecular function: protein binding; protein tyrosine phosphatase activity. The transcript is spliced from 14 exons. Gene Ontology annotation, biological process: protein dephosphorylation. Bases 887 to 5998 code for a protein of 1703 amino acids. NCBI's taxonomy places the organism in Eukaryota, Metazoa, Arthropoda, Insecta, Diptera, Culicidae.
CAAGAGAACCGAGCUGAGCUUAAUCCGCGUUCCGUCUGUCCGUGGUCGCGAAAACGUCUGUUCGUCCGUGUGGGCGCAAGGUGAAGUCUUGCACACACAAACGUUGUUCAUUUCAACAAUGUCCACAAAACGAAAAAUUGUGUAGUACUGUUUUGUAUGAGUUGCAAAAUUCUUCAGAAAGUUGAAAAUCUGCUUUUGUGUGUUCCAUCGCUUUCGCGCAUUGAAAAUACCUAUGGAUUCGUGAUUCAAUUAAUACCCAACUCAGCUCUAUCGUCAUUGGGUUGUUCCGAAGAUUGCGAAAGAUGAUAGUUUGAGGUAGUUUGCUCUGCGUGGCGACAACGACGAUGCAAAUGGGUGGCGAAUGUGAGCAGCAAAUUGAAACAGAUGAAAAUGAAUGAAACAUCGAAUUUCAAGCUACAGCUUGAAUAUUUAGCUAGUGUUUUUAGUGAGUGAUGGCAGAGGCAUUGCACUGUGCAAAAAAGUAGUGAGCAAGAAAAGAGAAUUAAGUGAAACAAUGAGAACCACAAUCACUAGCAAAAUGAAAAAAAGUGAAAAUUUUUCGAAUGCAAUUUUAAAACUUGAUCAAUUUUUCGAGCAAAUUUUGUGCAGUUAGCUAAAAGUCUUCGACGUAAAUAGUGAAUCCCUUUUUGUGUGUUAUUUGCGAAGCACAAUUUUCCCCCUACUUGCCAUCGGCGUAUCACUAUGCAAGUGCUACAAGGUGUAUAGCACUGUAUUCUUUACAACCAUUCUCCGAAAUCUGUUUUUUAUGAUCACAAAAGUCAUCGAUGGGAAGGAAAGUGGAAGUAUAGAAAACAAAACGGAGAAAAAUCAUUCCACCGCUUAUACACACAUCUAUACAGUCAUCUAUAUAUAGAAACUUAUAAACAUGUAUUCUGCUGCUGCCAUAUUUGGAUAUAAAAUAUCAUGCAUCUCGCUCACGCUAGCAUUGAUUUCAACUUUGAUACAGAUCUGUAGCGGUGCCGACCUUGUGAUAGAGAUUCCCGGAAAUCUCGGCUUAGAUGAUUCUUACUACCGCCUCGAUUACUACCCACCGGUGGGUAAUCCAGCACCAAAUGCAACAAUUGCAUCGCGGGACGUGGGCGACGAGAUCCAGUUCUCUAACGGACAGCCGGGUACGCGAUACAACUUUUGGUUGUACUACACCAACUCGACACACCACGACUGGCUCACGUGGACGGUGUCAAUAACGACCGCCCCGGAUCCACCGUCGAAUUUGUCUGUGGCGGUUCGCUCAGGCAAAAUUGCCACCAUAAGUUGGAGCCCCCCUUCGCAGGGCAACUACUCGACAUUCAAGCUGAAAAUCCUUGGGCUGUCGGAUAGUUUUGCCACCAAUCAAACGGUUGUCGUCGAGGACAAUCAAUUUCAGCAUGCGCUACGAGAUCUUACGCCAGGCGCAACCUAUCAGGUGCAAGCGUACACCGUUUUCGAUGGAAAAGAAUCGGUUGCGUACACCAGCCGCAACUUUACCACAAAACGCUACCGGCAUAAGGAUCUGUUGGAAAUAAAGAUCCUACGAGAACCCAACACACCGGGAAAGUUCAUCGUGUGGUUCCGAAACGAAACCACGCUGCUUGUGUUAUGGCAACCGCCGUAUCCUGCCGGGAUUUACACUCAUUACAAGGUUUCUAUCGAACCUCCAGAUGCACUCGGUAGCGUGUUGUACGUUCAGAAGGAAGGCGAGCCACCAGGACCGGCACAGGCAGCCUUCAAAGGACUCGUACCAGGCCGAGCAUACAAUAUAUCCGUACAAACAAUGUCUGAAGAUGAAAUUUCACUGCCCACAACUGCACAAUAUCGGACAGUUCCUCUUCGACCUAUGAACGUAACGUUUGACAAAAAGGCAAUAACGGAAAAUUCCUUCAAAGUAAUGUGGGAAGCCCCCAAGGGUAUCAGUGAAUUUGACAAAUAUCAAGUAUCGAUCGCCACAACCCGACGCCAGCAGGCAGUGAUUCGUAAUGAUAAUGAGAAUAUGGCAUGGCUUGAGUUCAAAGAUAAUCUGGACCCUGGUAAAACUUAUCAAGUAGUUGUAAAAACCGUGUCAGGAAAAGUCACCUCCUGGCCGGCUUCAGGAGAGGUCACACUCAAGCCGCUACCGGUGAAGAAUCUAUACUCCUUCACCGACAGCAAAACCGGAAUCAUCACUAUAUCCUGGGCUCCAGAUGAUGCCAGCACACAAGAUGAAUACAGAGUCAGCUAUCAUGAACUUGAAACAAACAAUGGUGAUGCGAGCACGAUGAAUACAGACAAAACGAACUUUGCGCUGGAAUCAUUAUUACCAGGCCGUAAUUAUUCCGUUACUGUGCAAGCCAUCUCUAAAAAGAUGGAGUCUAACGAAACGGUGAUAUUUGUCGUCACGAGGCCAUCGUCGCCUAUAAUAGAAGAUCUGAAAUCGAUACGCGAAGGACUGAACAUCAGUUGGAAGAGCGAUGUUAACUCACGUCAGGAGAAAUACGAAGUUACGUACACCCGCAACGAUACCAACGAUGGAAAAAUAGUACUUACCACCGAAUCUAGACUAGUGUUUACAAACCUAUACCCCGGAGCUGGGUAUGAGGUAAAAGUUUUUGCUGUUAGCCACGGACUAAGGAGCGAGCCGCAUUCCUAUUUUCAAGCAGUUUAUCCUAACCCACCGCGCGAUAUGACAAUAGAAAAAGUAACCAGCAACUCGGUUCUGGUACGCUGGAAAGCGCCAGAACGGUCCGAAUUCACCGAGUACUCGAUUCGGUAUCGCACAGAAAGUGAAAAACAAUGGAUAAGGUUGCCUUCGGUAAAAACAACGGAUGCAGACGUGACUGAUAUGACACCGGGUGAAAAAUAUACCAUUCAGGUAAACACCGUCAGUUAUGGUGUGGAGUCGCCAAACCCCCAGCAGGUCAAUCAAACUGUACGGCCAAAUCCCGUGUCUAACAUUGCUCCACUCGUUGAUUCUAACAACAUAACCCUCGAAUGGCCACGACCUGAAGGACGCGUGGAAACAUACAUUAUUCAUUGGUGGCCUACAGAAUUCCCGGAUCAGGUUUUUAGCAACAAUGUGUCAGAACUCAAUACAAUCUUUCCUUAUCCAGGAAGCGGGCUAAAUGAAGACGAAAAGCCCAUCGAAGAACCACCUACCGUACGAAUCCUUAUAGGAGACCUAAAGUCGGGUGUGAUGUAUAACUUUAAAAUUCAAACGGUUUCGUAUGGUCUGACGAGUGAUGUCACAAAACUACAAACACGCACAAUGCCACUCAUACAGUCCGAAGUACUGGUCGUUAAUAAUGUACAGAUGCGUGAUACCGUUACACUGAGCUUCACUCCCACUCCUCAGCAAUCGUCCAAAUUUGACCUCUAUAGGUUUUCUUUGGGAGAUGUCAACAUUCCUGACAAGGAGAAACUUGCGAAUGAUACAGAUAGAAAAGUAACCUUUACUGGUCUCAUACCGGGACGGCUCUACAACAUCACGGUAUGGACGGUAAGUGGUGGAGUGGCAAGUCAACCGAUCCAAAGACAAGAUCGGAUGUACCCAGACCCAAUCACUGAGCUCAACGCCAGUAACAUCACCGACACCGAUAUUGUUUUAAAAUGGGAUAUUCCAAAGGGUGAAUACAAUGCAUUCGAAAUCCAAUACCUCAAGAACGAUUCCCACUACGUGCAGAAUCUCACUGUUAACAAUCACAUCACAAUCACCGAUCUUAAACCCCAUCGCAACUACACAUUCACAGUAGUCGUCCGGUCCGGCACCGAAUCUAACGUAUUACGAAGUAGUCUUCCAGUUUCUGCUAAUUUCCAGACCAAAGAAUCGGUACCGGGACGCGUUGAUAAAUUUGCACCCGUAGACAUUCAGCCCAGCGAAAUCACGUUCGAAUGGUCUCUUCCAUCGAAUGAGCAAAAUGGAAUUAUUAGACAAUUCACUAUCACUUACGGAUUAGAUGGAUCACAACAUACGCAAGCAAAAGAUUUUAAACCUACCGAACUACGUGGCACAAUCAAGACAUUACUACCGGGUAAAACAUACAUAUUCCGCAUUCAAGCCAAAACUACCAUCGGGUACGGUCCAGAGCAAAUGUGGAAACAGAAAAUGCCUAUCCUGGCGCCUCCAAAACCUGAAACCCAAGUCGUCCCUACGGAAGUUGGCAGUAGUGCCUCCACCAUUGAGAUUCGAUUCCGCAAACACUACUUCAGCGACCAAAACGGUGUGGUUACUACCUACACAAUAAUUAUUGCAGAAGAUGACAGCAAAAAUGCUUCCGGCCUGGAAAUGCCUAGUUGGUACGAUGUGCAAUCCUACAGCGUUUGGCCCCCGUAUCAGGUUAUCGAGCCAUAUUACCCUUUCAAGAAUAGCUCGGUAGAAGAUUUUACAAUUGGAACAGAAAAUUGUGAUACACGCAAGUCAGGGUACUGUAAUGGACCGCUCAAAUCUGGCACAACGUACAAGGUUAAAGUCCGAGCAUUUACUGCACCAGACAAGUUUACCGAUACAGCAUACAGUUAUUCAAUUCGAACAGGAUUGUUAUCAGUGGACGCACAAGACAACACAUCGCUAAUCGUAUCAAUAACAGUCCCAUUAUUCAUCAUCCUUCUACUGGUUAGUACAUUGCUGUUUUUGCGCCGUCGACGACACACGGGGCGCAAAAAAGCUACGGAGCAACGAGCCAAUGACAAUAUGUCGCUACCAGAUAGCACAAUGGAAACAAGCCGUCCUGUGUUGGUGAAAAAUUUCGCCGAACAUUACCGGCUCAUGGCAGCCGAUUCUGAUUUUAGAUUUAGCGAAGAAUUCGAGGAACUCAAACAUGUGGGUCGAGACCAACCAUGCACAUUUGCGGAUUUACCGUGCAAUAGACCUAAGAACCGUUUCACCAACAUUUUACCAUACGAUCAUUCUAGAUUUAAAUUACAGCCGGUGGACGACGAGGAAGGUUCUGACUAUAUUAAUGCUAACUACGUUCCGGGUCAUAACUCACCUCGAGAGUUUAUCGUUACACAAGGGCCACUGCACUCGACACGAGAUGAUUUCUGGCGCAUGUGUUGGGAGAGCAACUCACGAGCGAUCGUUAUGUUAACGCGAACCUUCGAAAAGGGGCGCGAAAAAUGUGACCACUACUGGCCUCAUGAUACCGUUCCAGUGUACUACGGUGACAUCAAAGUUACGCUGUUGAAUGACAGUCAUUAUCCCGAUUGGGUCAUCACUGAAUUCAUGAUGACAAGAGGUGACACACAGCGCAUUAUUCGUCACUUCCAUUUCACCACAUGGCCUGAUUUCGGUGUGCCAAAUCCUCCUCAAACACUCGCACGAUUUGUGCGAGCUUUCCGCGAACGCGUCGGACCUGACCAGCGACCAAUCGUUGUACAUUGUAGUGCUGGAGUUGGGCGCUCAGGGACAUUCAUUACACUCGAUAGAAUACUGCAACAAAUACAGGUAUCGGAUUUUGUCGAUAUCUUCGGUAUUGUAUGGGCAAUGCGAAAAGAACGUGUCUGGAUGGUGCAAACAGAGCAGCAAUACAUUUGCAUUCAUCAGUGUUUGCUGGUGGUAUUAGAGGGUAAGGAAGGAACUGAGCGCGAAAUCCAUGACAAUCAGGGAUACGAAGCGCCUGGUGAUCAAGAAGUCGCCGAAGAUCGGCAGCUCAUAGAAACUGAUCGAAAUGAAGAUGGUGUCGUUUAUAGUGACCCAAGCAUGCUCGACAACGGUGCAGAUAACAACGAACAUAACGAUUGUACACAAGCCGAAGCACAACCAAAUAACAGCAGGACUGAUGUUGCCAAAAUUGAUGAAAUUCAUUGCCAAGAAGCAGAAGUGAUAGCCGUUGAAGUACAAGCGCACGAUAAAAGUAAUAGUGAAGAGCAGCUACCGACAGUCGAUGAUAAAACUGAUCAGGGGCAGGAUGCUAGCCAAGGUGGUAGUUGCCAUUUAAUAGAAACUGUCGAUUGCAAACCAGAAGGUAUUACAAAUAAUAGCAAUGAUCAGUCAAUUGGAAAUAAGCUUUGGAAAGAAGAAAGAUGACAGUUAGAAAACGAUAGCGAUAACAGAAGCAGCGGUCGAAGCAGUAUUGUUAUCGCUAUCAAUGAAGAUAGUCACGCGAACAGUGCGCACAUCAUUCGUAUCGACGGCGAUGAUGCGGAGGAUCGCAAAGACGAUGAAACGGAGAUCGAUGUUGGCAUCGAUUCCGAUGAAGAAGAAGAAGACGAUUCCAAUGAACAAAGGGAACUGCUACUGCACAAAAAGAAUGAAAGAAACAAUCUUAGCACAGAAACGGGCGGCGAACGCUUUCGAUACAAGCACAAUUUCGUAGAAGACGAAGAAGAUGAGCAGGACGAUGAUAUCAUUGUUAUCGUAGACGAAGAUAGCAAUCUCUGUGGUGGUGGUGUAAGCGAUGAGCUUUACUUAAAGCUAAGAGAAAUGGAUGACGAGGGCAUCGCUGAAUCAGGAAUGUAACGGCCAAGAAAAGCAGUUUUACGCCAUCGAAGAUGUGACACAGUAUCACGUCCUUUAGUCAAAGAAGAAUCUUAACAACAUUCGUCAGUAAAAAUUCGGUCAUAGACAGAACAAAGAAGUACACAAAAUUUAAACUAGCAUAAUCUCAUCGAAAGUUCGGAAAAUCAUACCUAAAGUUUUUGAAUUGUAAAUAUCAGGAAAAAACCCUCUUGCUUUUUCGUAGAAAAAAAACGAAAUGUUGUCAAUGUACUAGUACGCAAUCUACCUUUUAAAUGUCGAUAUAUGAAAAGUACAUGCGCUACAUAUAUGUAUGUAAUUUAGAAUUUACGUUUUUGACGUAACCGGAAAUCAAAACAGUAAAACGAAGCGCAGAAAAUGUGAAUUUUAUUGUAUUUAUGCAUGUGCAAUGGACACUCAAACCAAGCUCUUUUAACUCUUUUUCGUUGUACAUAAUGUAAGAAGUAUCAUGGCAAUUUUAGUUACACGAUAUUUUAAAUCUUACAAUAAAAAUAUCAUAUCAGCUGAAA